Messenger RNA from Symbiodinium natans, 909 nucleotides. NCBI's taxonomy places the organism in Eukaryota, Dinophyceae, Suessiales, Symbiodiniaceae. The record is from the annotation of a GenBank genome assembly.
AUGGUUGGGGAUGGUGGUGGCUGCGCUCUGCGCACUUGCAGUGACACCGAGGCCGACACCGACUACUACGACCAGCUUGGCGUGGCAACCAAUGCUUCGCAGCAAGAGAUCCGGCGGGCAUACUUCCAGAGAUCCAGGCAGUGUCACCCGGACAAGACUUCGGAGGAGAAUGCCAAGGAGCGCUUCCAGAGCAUCUCCGAAGCGUACCAGGUCCUCUCUGACAAGAAGAGACGUCGGGACUACGACCUUCAUGGCAAAGGCGGCAAGGGUGAAGGCUUCAUCGAUGCCAAGGUCUUCUUCGAUGUUCUGCUCGGAGCCGAUGCUUUGGCACCCUACGUCGGUCGGCUCAGGAUCACGGAGGUGCUUGGCCAGGAGCUCUUCAGCUCAGGUGUGGAUGAAUGCCAGUCGCAGCAGACGCAGGUGCGGCGCCAGGUGCGGCUGGCCGUGCGCCUCGCCGCGCGGCUGGAUGGGAUGCGCGGCCCGGAAGCACUGGCCGAGGCUCUCCCCGCAGAUUGUUCGCGCGGGGCCAUGUACCACGGCCCUCCGUCCUCCGGGCGAUCUCGAGAGGCCCAAGCAGAAGCGACAGGCGCUGAGGGCCGUCACUGGCCGUGUUUUCUGUACAGAGAGAAAGAGAUGAAAGGAGAGAUGAAAGGAGAGAUGAAAGGAGAUAGCCUUCUCUCCUUCGGCUGCAGAGCUCCCUCUGCACUCGGGAGUGCACCUGCACUCCCUCUGCACCUGCGGCACCUGCGGCCGCGCGCAGGGAUCCUGGAGCGGGAUCCUUCCUUGGCCCGGUUCAUUGCGGAGAUCGGCUGGGUCUACGAGAAUCGGGCGGAAGUGCACCCUCCGCCUCGCUCUUUUCCACCUGUUCUUUUUCUUUUUCCGCUGCUGCUUGUAAAGAAGAGCGACUAG